AUGCCUGGAGCGGUACGAAAUACGGUAGAUAGGCUUGACAAGCCAAGUGCUUACUAUCAGAGCAGAAACAAGAAGCGCAAUUACAGCAGAGACGAUGAUCGAGACCGCACGCCAGAAGAGCCAGCUGAGGACCCCUUGAAAGACGCCACCACCCUCUACGUGGGAAAUCUAUCCUUCUACACGACUGAAGAACAGAUCCACGAACUCUUUUCAAAGUGUGGGGAGAUAAAGCGGUUGAUCAUGGGGCUGGAUAGGUUCAGCAAGACGCCAUGCGGUUUCUGUUUUGUGGAGUAUUACACCCACCAGGACGCGCUGGAUUGCAUGAAGUAUAUUGGAGGCACUAAGCUUGACGAGCGCAUCAUUCGGACGGACCUGGAUCCUGGAUUUCAAGAGGGAAGACAGUAUGGAAGGGGAAAGUCUGGUGGCCAAGUGCGCGACGAGUACCGGGAGGAGUAUGAUGAAGGAAGAGGAGGUCUCGGCCGUGCCAUUCAAGCGGAAAGAGUCAAGGAGGAAGAGGAGUACGGUAAGGGUAGAUAG
This is a messenger RNA of Drepanopeziza brunnea f. sp. 'multigermtubi' MB_m1, 537 nucleotides long. RefSeq lists its product as uncharacterized. Gene Ontology annotation, biological process: mRNA cis splicing, via spliceosome. NCBI's taxonomy places the organism in Eukaryota, Fungi, Ascomycota, Leotiomycetes, Helotiales, Drepanopezizaceae. Gene Ontology annotation, molecular function: RNA cap binding. The record is from RefSeq and is a predicted model, not a curated record. Gene Ontology annotation, cellular component: nuclear cap binding complex.